Molecule: messenger RNA, 1275 nt
Organism: Coccinella septempunctata (seven-spotted ladybird)
Lineage: Eukaryota; Metazoa; Arthropoda; Insecta; Coleoptera; Coccinellidae
Product: C-type lectin 37Da-like
Exons: 6
Coding region: 1-789 (262 amino acids)
Molecular function (GO): signaling receptor activity
Source: RefSeq, a predicted model, not a curated record
AUGAUCAAGUAUGCGUCAAUCUAUUUAGUGUUGUUAACGGUUCUUAUUGGAUCAUCAGCUAAUCCCGGUAGGGAAGAACAAAAUCCUUUCUGGUCCAUAUUUAUAGGACAUAACGAUGAAAAAGACACAAUAAAGAAAUUUGACAGCAAUGCUACGAACAAAGGCUCACGAGCAAAUGAUUCUACCCAGAAACCGAAUCCUUUCUGGUUCUUCCACAUGGGAUUGAAAGAUGCCAAAGACCCAACAAUAGUGAAAAUGAAUAAUAAUACAACGAGUACUGAGAAUGAAUUUCAUUCCAUCAACAAUAUAUUUUUACCCAAAGGUAACUUCCAGGAUUGUGCAAAAUCUCAAAAUAUAAAAAAAUCAGCUCUACCUUUAGUUGAGCUUGGAGGUAAUUUCUAUUACUUUGGAACGUAUUUCAAGGCUAAUUUUUUCAAAGCUAUGCAGUUCUGUAGAGAUCAUGGAAUGGACCUCAUGAGCAUUGAGUCUGCCGAAGAGAAUACAAGAAUAAUCAACUACAUGAUUUCAUACGUUAACAAAAUCGAUCAUUUCUGGACAUCUGGAAGUGAUUUAGGAGAGGAGGGGCACUUCGUAUGGCUAGCCACUGGUAAAUCUCUCAAUUAUACAUAUUGGAGCCCUCCACAACCUGAUAAUGCUGGCAAGAUUGAAAAUUGCUUGGAAAUUUGGAAACUCGGAGAUAAACAUUACGUUUGGAAUGAUAUACCUUGCACAAAUGCUUACAAUUUUAUUUGUGAAGUCAGAGAAUGUAGUGAAUUUUGUACAAAUUGAAUUGAGUAACAACUUGUUCUCUACCAAUUCAUUAUUGGAGGAAGCAAACCUGAAAGCACUGAUAAAUAGUCCAUCCAAGCCGAAAAUAAAACUCCGAUUGAAGAUGUAGUAAUUGAAAUUUCAAUCAAAAUUAUUUUCGGCUUGGUUUGCGAAGUUUUGCAAUAUUAAAUUUUACCGAUAAGAAAUAAGGAUUUCUGUUAUAGAAGAAUAGAAGUAUCAGGUUUAUUUUUUUGAAUUUGUGUGAGAAGUCAUAAUUUUAUCAUCUACAGAAAAUAGUAAUGCACUCAUGAAAAAUGUGAAAACAUUAACGUAUUUCCAGUAAACUCAAUUAAACCAGUUCUUUGUUCUUUCCACAUUGAAGAAGGUCUGCUCAUUUUGACCGAAAUGUUAAUCAAUAUUUGCUUGAAAUAUCAUGCUAAGAUAUGAAAUUAUGAGCAUUUAUAAUGUGUCAAUUUAUCAACAACAGAAUUAAAAUAUUAAUAAAGA